AUGAUUAUCCCUGUGCGCUGUUUCUCCUGCGGAAAGGUUGUUGGUGAUCUGUGGGAGCGUUAUCUGCAACUGCUGGAUGCUGGUGUCGGCGAUGGUGAGGCUAUGGACCAGUUGGGCUGCCGCCGAUACUGCUGUCGUCGAAUGAUCAUGACCCACGUGGAUCUUAUCGAGAAGCUGCUCCGUUACAACUCCGCCGAGAAGGACCGCACCAAGGCGGCUCAGAUCUAA
Penicillium verhagenii is the source of this 228-nucleotide messenger RNA. Its product is annotated as DNA-directed RNA polymerase core subunit RPB10. Gene Ontology annotation, biological process: tRNA transcription by RNA polymerase III; transcription by RNA polymerase I; transcription by RNA polymerase II. The transcript has 4 exons. Gene Ontology annotation, molecular function: DNA binding; DNA-directed RNA polymerase activity; zinc ion binding. Lineage: Eukaryota; Fungi; Ascomycota; Eurotiomycetes; Eurotiales; Aspergillaceae. The record is from RefSeq and is a predicted model, not a curated record. Gene Ontology annotation, cellular component: RNA polymerase III complex; RNA polymerase I complex; RNA polymerase II, core complex. Bases 1 to 228 code for a protein of 75 amino acids.